Messenger RNA from Strigops habroptila (Kakapo), 13878 nucleotides. It is a transcript of the gene LMBRD2, whose product is annotated as LMBR1 domain containing 2. The transcript has 18 exons. Gene Ontology annotation, biological process: adrenergic receptor signaling pathway. The coding region runs from base 5718 to 7784 and encodes 688 amino acids. Gene Ontology annotation, cellular component: membrane. The record is from RefSeq and is a predicted model, not a curated record. Lineage: Eukaryota; Metazoa; Chordata; Aves; Psittaciformes; Psittacidae.
UAAAUGUCUAUAUAGACUUUGAUUCUGUGCGCCUGACAGGCCAGUGGGCACAGUGAUCAGCGUUAAUGGCUGUAAUGUGCAGUGGCUGGUUUUGGUUUGUGAGACCGGAAUCGCGCUGACAGUGACAUUUUACCGUGAAAGGUUUUCCUGUGCUCCUGAAAGGCCUUCACUGUGAAGGGCUGAUGCUGAGGGACUAUCAGUUUAUUCACACCACGUUUCAGAUUCAUGUCAGAGUUUCUUAUGGAGCUCUUCAUUCUUUCUCUCCAAACUGCUUGUUUUGAAAUUGGUGGGGAUGGAACAUUAAUUCCGAACACACCUAUGACUCCGCUCUUAGUCAGCCACUUGCUGGUAAAUGCUGUCCUUUGUUUACUGCGUAACGAUGGAGAGACCUGCCUGUAAAACUGGAGAUGGUAAUGGAAUACAUGACACAUCGUAUACAACUAUCAAGUCAGAUAUUGAUAAUGGUGUUGGUCAAAUUAGCAUUCAUAAAAUCGUAAGAAAGAGUUUGUGUUAACUGUUUCCAGUGUUAACUGAAGUCAUGGAACAAUUGUUUAAUGGUUAUUUAAGUGGAUAAUCAAAUGAAAGAGACGUGGGGGUUUUUAGUGGGAAAAAAAAAAAAAAAAAUGAUUGUAUUACCCUGUCCACCAGCCCCUUUUUUCUUUGUUAAUCUUUCCACUUCUUUCUAUUAGUGCAUGGGAAGUUGAAAGAAGAAUUUGCUGGAAAGGAUAAAAUCCAAUUAAUUCUUAAAACUCUCUGAAAUACCAAAUGGUCUGUGGUUGACCACAUUACUGACACCUGUUCUGUGUUACUCUGGCAGCCCACGUAGCAAUUUCUAUUAUUUUUUAGAUUCUUACUGCAACUGCAGAGCUUUGUUUAUGAUUCUAUUUUAGUUCCUCCAAGCAAGCUGGUUUCUUCAGCAUGUUAUUUCCAGAGUACUCUCCUAGACCCCCUAGGAAAGCAUCAGCCUCUGUGGUAGUUAAUAUCCUUAAUUAGAGGACAAGGCAGUGCCAUGUAAAACAAAUAAACUUCACGUGGUUUUGUACCAAUGGUCCCUGCUUGCUUUUGAACACAAAAAUCUCGAUGUUUCUUGUUUAGGCAUUUGUCUUUUAUUUACUGCUUCUGUGGAGAACCUAAUCUCCCUCCGAAUCAGAGAUUACUGCUAUUUCGAAUGGAGUCAGUGCAGCAUUUUGUGAUUUUUUUUUUCCUUGUCAUUAGCAGAUACAAAACUUGUUUCCCUAACUAUUGAUACACAAUCAAUUAAAAGUUAAGUAAAUUUAAAACCUUUUCUUCAUUGCAAUAUAGUUAAAAAACUACAGGUACUAAUAAAAUAUCAAUCAGUACAUAGACUGACUAUUGCUUUGUAGAAGAGCAAAGCUAUACAAAUUAUGUUUUCUUGAUUAAUUUCUCCCAAAUAGUGCAAUCAGAGAACUUGUCAGUUUUCUCAGACAGCUCAUGGCUAUUUUCUUUCUUUAGAUAGUUUCCUCACUGUGCUGGCGUUAAGCAGCUCUUUGUCUGUUAUCUGCUUAUAAAUACUUACUAUUUCCCCCAGCUGCAAGAGCCAGAGUAUAAUAAGGAAGUAAAAAAACCCCCCAAACCAACCCUACCCCUCUCAAAACCUGAAACCGAGCAAAAAAAGAAACCCCAGCAACACACAAAGACUUGGAUAUGAAAAUUACUGAAGGGAUUAUUUUUAUCGUUGCUUGACCUCUUGUUCUCUCUUUCAGAUUUUUAAAAUGUGACGUUAGCCCAUUUUGUUGUUUAAAGGUGGAAGUGUUAAGGGCUCUUUAGUCUGGGGCGGUUCUGUCAGUCCAAAGGUUUAAUCAUGUCUGUAAAGUGAACUCUUGCUUUAGAAUUCUUAACAGCAAGUUUUGUAGAGUGGGGCAGGCUUCAGAACCCUGUCACAGGUCCUGAACCUUCAGAAUCUAUCACAGGUUGUGGCAUAUUAUUUUUCUUUUGCCAAGUGAAUGUGCUGGAAGAAACCCAGUAGGAACCAGCAGGUUAUUGCCUGAUGGAAAGGAAAAAGGUCAUCGUUGAACUGGGCAUUGAUAUUUUGUUGGACAUAGCAGCUUUCACUUUGUACUUGCUUCUGAGUUGUGAACUCAGCUUGAGGUGGGAGAUGCUGUCACACAGAUGGUUUUUUUGGUAUGCUGUGGCUGUCACUCUUUUUUGCCAAUUACUGUCUUUGAUGUCUCUUUCAUAGUUUGGUAACUUUCUUGGUGACAGUUUGGGUUUUUUUUUUUAGAUGUCAUUAUGGUGUUUAAAAUACAGAGCAAGGCAAGGAGAUCUCUAGCUGCUUUGUUCUUCGAGUGUUUCAACUUUGUUCUUCCAGGAUUUCUAAAAAUCUAACUUUUCUGAAUGUGACAUUUACCUGAGAAUGUUUCAAGAACAAUGAAAAAAGGCUGUAGUAUCUAGAAAUGGCUGAGGAACCCAAGAUAGGAGAACCAGAAGCAUGGUGGCUGUCUUUAUUACUAAUUUUGAAGGACAGGGAGAAUUAGAGAUUGACAGACUAGUCUGCUUACUUUUGAAUUCCUGAAAAAAAAAAUGGAACAAAAGCUAUUUGUAGGCAUCCAGAAUAUAAUAGCUGAGUAAAAGGCAGCAUCAGUUUUUCAAGGACAAUUUCUUGAAGUAAUCUAACUUAUUUCACUGAUUUUAUUCUGUUUCUCAGGAUGUUUUUGCUGGGAAGAACAGUGGGAACAGCUACUGUUAUGAUUAAGGAGGUCAGCCCCUUGUCAACUACUCUUCAUGAUAUUUACAAAGAGUUUCCAUAAUGAAAUAACAUGAUUGUGAUAACUUAAAAAGGCAUAAAGCUUGAAGGAAUUUCAGACCUUUUUGAGUGUGGUAGUGGAAACCAAAAUGUCUUGAAGAUUCAGAAGCCUGCAGGAGAGGAAAGGGUACGAAUGAGUACAGUUUCAUGCCUGCUCGUAAGUUAAUCUUCCUGAUUAACUACAGAUAUACUGGGUAGAGAACAGUGUGGUGUUUCUUAGAGGGAAAUAAUUUGGAGGGCAUAAUAAGCUGAGUACAUGAAGGGAAUAUCGCUGAGGUUAUACUUUUAUUGAUACAUUUCAGUAAGGCAUGUGAAGCAAUGUUUACCCUCAGUUCAGGCCUUCUCAGGUACUAGGUAGGACACUGCCUGGGUUCCAGCUCACUGUAGGAGUGAGUGAACUGAGGAGAGUAUCCAGAGCAGCAAUGAGAAAUCUGUAGAAAGUGUGAUAUUAGACUGACUGGGAAGGAUUGAAGCACCAAUUACAUUGGUCUGCAACAUGAACAAUCUAUUGGUAGAAUGCUUUCUUGCGAAGUUUGAAAAGAAGAAAAGUGUGGUACAGUCUGAUGUGGGAUUUCUGAUAAAGGGGUAUUGGAGACCUCUUUAGUGAGACCAAGGUCCUUCACAGAUAUGCUCUACUCUGUUUAGCCAUUCUUUAAGAAUAUAAUAUUGGAAUGUCUUUGUUGUUAAAUUUCAUGCUAUAUAUAAAAGCUCUAAGAAAGUGUGGCUUUUUCAUUCUCUGCUGCUUCAUUUAUCAACUUCAGUAUUUCUGUACCAGGCAGAGUAGUUCAUUUGUAGUGUAGAUGGUUAUGAUGUGGUUAGCCUUGAGGUUGGCAUGGUAAUUCAAUACUGUUGAUAGUUUGGAGUCUCCAAGGCAAUUAAGUGUGAACUGAGCUUGCAAAGAGUUAUUGACAGGGUUUGGACUCUAGAGGAUUUAAUGUCAGAAUUUUGAAAUGUAUGUCCUAUGUGGGGGUACUCGAACUUCCAUUCACAAAAUUAAAAACUUUCUGAUUUUGCAUGUGUCUGAAACAAAGCAAGAAAAUCCUAAGCCUACACAAGAGUGUUGUCUUUUACUGGUUAAGUUGCACUUCAGUGCCAGUGUUUCAGCUUUUGAUCUCCUAUUAAUCUGUAGCUGCCUUAUUCUCCAGAAACAGAGUAUGCUGAUAGAUAUUCUUCCCUUCAGAAUGAGGAAUUUUGUAACUUCUUGUUAUUGCUUAAUAGGAGCAUGUUCUAAGCAGUGGAAGGUUGUGCAGUGUGAGAGAACUCCUCUCAAGUACUUCAUUGAUCUCAGGAGAACCUGAGGGUUCAGGAAUUGUAGCCAGCUGAUACUAGGGUGCCAUGCACUAAUAGUGAGAAGCCUGCCUAAAUAAAACAAAGAAACAGAAUUAUGUGAGAGAAACUUGCCUUUCUUUGAGGUACCAACCAGAUUCAGAGGCAAAUGCUGCUUGCUGUGGGAAGGCGUGGCUCUAUAGCCUGCAGUAAUGUAUUUUAAGGUCUAAUUCUAGUAGCAUGGGUCCCAGAUAUGUCUGUCCCAUUAGGCAGGAUUUAGUUCACAAUAAGAGCUCCUCUCAAGCAUUGCAUAUCUCACCUUGUGGAUUUUUUUCCAUUUAAGCUGUGUGUGUGAAGAACUAGUUUUAAGUGGUUUCUAUCUAAAAAUUUGAAAUGUAAUUUUGAAAAUAUGUAUUUAUUAUUUUAAAACAAGUCUUAUUUGUCAUCAGUUGCAGUCUGAAAAAAAAAAUAGGCCUUUUGUUCUGUAUUUUGAGAUUGAAAUAGGAACCAGGUCAAGAACAAAAAAAUGUAGUUUACACCUGCAAAGUUGCUUUUGUCUUUGAAAGUGAGCUAAGUUUCGGUGGAACUCAGUUCCAUCUCCAUUUUUUAGCAUAUUCAGCAUAUUUUUAUAAUCUUUUUGGAAGUUCCCUCAUGGUAGUAACAGUAUAGCAUCUUGCACAAAAACUUUUCACCUUCUGUUUUGAUAGCAGCUUUUUAGGUGUGACUAUAGUAAAGAAUUAUAUAGGUGUGACUAAUAGAGAGUAUCCUCUAUAAUUUUUUUGUUUACAUAGUAUAAGGUGUGGCUGUAACGUGCACCUAAAGCUACAUAUGUCAGAUAGCACUGCCUUAAUGAAGUCAAUAUAUGAUAUUUAUUUUCCAUUCAUUUUUGGUGGAAUUUGCUACGAUAGUAUAAAUACAAGAGACUGCUUUCUGAGGAAGCAACAAUGGUGCAAUAGAAUAGACAAGGACUUGCUUAGCAGAAGUGAUUGAGGAAUGGGUUAGCUAUCCUGGAUUUACAAAUGAUCUAGCCAAAACGUGGAACAGGCAGAUAGCAUGGGCAUACUUUGACCUAACAGAAAUGCUAUUUAUUUGAUAAACAUGUUAGAUAAAAGGCAGAAGAUAAGAAGUAUGUGCAUCUUUGAUAAAGUAACUGGAGCUGUUUUCAGAACAUGGGCUGCUCUGUGUAUAGCAGCUGACAUGGAGUACACAGACUGCUCUUACUAUUUGGAAAUUAAAUGUGAAAGUAGCAAAAUUGGAGGGGAAAAGAAAAAAAUCACAAAAUAAUUGUCCUAUGUGUCCUAAAGGAAGUACUAGCAUCACAAACUUUGGAAUUUUGUAGUUAAAGACACUUCUCACUGCUGAGUGCCCUCAUCCAUAACAGAUCUGCUUAAGCAGUAUACUGAGAGAUUAGUAAAAGAAAAAGGUCAUUUUAACAAAUUCUGAAGGGAUUUGAAAGUCAGUUGAGGAAAUUUUAGCAGUAGCAUUUCUUUUAAAUCUGUCAAGUUCCAGUGAAUAGUGAAAGCACUGAAAAUUCAGCAGUGGGGAAGCCAUGGCAAAACAUAUCCUAUUUCCAUUAAAUGAAACCAGCUAUGAUAGUAAUUCUGAGGGAGAAGCAAGUCAGCCUGACCAGGUUCUGAUCUGCCUUUUUAAGUGAGCUGCGCUGUGCAGCUGGGGUGAACACUCAAUAAUGAGUGGUGCAGCAUUGGGCCUUGAGAUAGUAUUUGUCUUCUUUCUGGCCUUAUUCCUGCUUCAUCGGUAUGGAGACUUCAAGAAACAGCAUAGGCUGGUGAUCGUAGCAACAUUAUUGGCUUGGUAUCUCUGCUUUCUCAUUGUAUUUAUACUGCCGCUGGAUGUCAGUACGACUAUAUAUAAUCGGUGCAAACUUGCUGUUAACUCCAGCCCUGCAGAAAGUAAUGGCUCUUAUGUUACUCUUGCUCCAAGCAAGCAAAAAUGUUUCAAACCAUGGAGUUACAUUCCUAAUGGAAUUAUGCCAAUUUUCUGGCGUGUCGUAUAUUGGACAUCACAGUUUUUAACAUGGAUUCUGCUACCUUUCAUGCAGUCAUAUGCUAGAUCAGGAGGGUUCUCCAUUACUGGGAAGAUUAAAACUGCAUUGAUUGAGAAUGCAAUCUAUUAUGGCACUUACUUGCUGAUUUUUGGAGCAUUUUUAAUAUAUGUGGCUGUAAACCCAAACUUCAAUUUACAAUGGAACCAACUUCAGACUAUUGGGAUAGCUGCUGCAAACACAUGGGGUCUCUUUCUUCUUGUGUUGCUUUUGGGUUAUGGUUUGGUGGAAAUUCCCCGCUCUCACUGGAAUGGGGCCAAGAGAGGUUAUCUGCUCAUGAAGACCUAUUUCAAAGCUGCUAAACUGAUGACUGAAAAAGCAGAUGCAGAGGAGAAUUUAGAGGAUAUUAUGGAGGAAGUUCGUAAAGUAAGUGAGAGUAUCAAGUAUAACCACCCUUUGAGAAAAUGUGUUGAUACAAUACUGAAAAAGUGUCCUGCUGAAUACCAGGAAAGAAUGGGUAGGAACAUGGAUGAUUAUGAAGAUUUCGAUGAAAGACAGAACAGUUAUCCAACUGAAAAAAGUUUGGUCAAACUUCACAAGCAGGUAAUCUAUUCAGUACAGAGACAUCGUCGUACACAGGUCCAGUGGCAAAUUCUUUUAGAACAAGCAUUUUACCUAGAAGAUGUGGCAAAAAAUGAAACAAGUGCCACUCGGCAGUUUGUUCAUACCUUUCAUUCCCAGGAACCAGAGAAUAAAAUCAUUCAGUAUUUCUACACACCAACUGUUGAGUGGUACUGGGAAUGCCUUCUACGACCAUGGUUUUACAGGGUGCUUGCUGUUGUUCUGGCCACAUUCUCUGUCAUUGUUGUGUGGUCAGAGUGCACCUUUUUCAGCACAAAACCAGUUUUAUCACUGUUUGCAGUUUUCAUACAGCUGGCAGAAAAGACAUAUAACUAUAUAUACAUAGAGAUGGCCUGUUUUCUUACCAUCUUUUUCCUAAGUAUCUGUGUUUACUCUACUGUCUUCAGGAUCCGUGUAUUUAACUAUUAUUACUUAGCUUCACAUCAUCAGACAGAUGCAUACAGUCUCCUUUUCAGUGGCAUGUUGUUUUGCCGUCUUACUCCACCAUUAUGCUUGAACUUUUUGGGGUUGACCCACAUGGAUGCAACAAUCUCUCACAAAAACACUCAGCCAACUGCUUAUACAUCUAUAAUGGGAUCCAUGAGAGUGCUGUCCUUCAUUGCAGAUGGAUUCUAUAUAUAUUACCCAAUGCUUGUUGUCAUUCUCUGUAUUGCCACAUACUUCAGUUUAGGAACUCGUUGUUUGAAUCUUUUGGGAUUCCAGCAGUUCAUGGGGGAUAGCGAAAUGACCUCUGAUUUGAUUGAUGAAGGGAAAGAGCUAAUCAGAAGAGAGAAAAGAAAACGACAAAGGCAGGAAGAAGGUGAAAACAGAAGAAGGGAAUGGAAGGAACGAUAUGGAAAUAGAGACGAUUCCACUAGAAACAGAGUUGUCCACACAGACCAAAAAGAAUCCAGUUUCUCAGAGACCAAUACCAAUAGACCACUAUCAAAGUAUACCCGAUCAAAUGGUAGGACUGAAAGAGAUAGAAUAGAACUUCUCCAGGAUGCAGAACCUUUGGAUUUUAAUGCAGACUCAAUUAAUGAUGACCCUCUUGAAUCGGACUCUGGAAGAUACCAGCCUGGUGGAAGAUACCUGUCAAUGUCUCGGAGCAAAAUAUUUGAUGAUGUCUAAACUCCUCAAAGCUAAAGAAAAUUCACAGGAAAUCUAUUCCCUACUUGUUGCUUGGAAAAUACUAUUUAUGAUGUAUCACUGAACCAGAGAAGAUAGUAUUUCUUUAAAAAAUUAAUAUGAAGGAACAACUAUUUUGGAAACGCACCUGUAUAUGACAAGAAUAUGCUUCUUCUAUUGUAGAUAUUGUUGUGCAUCAGUGUGGGCUUUUGUGUCAUGACCAAAAGGAGAAAAAUAUUAAUUAAGUUAAUAGAGGGUAAACUUCAUGAAUAUACCCAGGGCUCAACUUGCUGUAACAUUUUAAGUUUUAGGAAGAGGAUUUUUUGGAAGGAUUUUUUUUUUUUUGUAUUUUAACAGACGCUGUGAGAGCAUUUUAAUGCAUCCAAAGUGCAGUUUUAUCAAUUACUAUAAUAAACACUUUCUAUAUUUUUUCUAUUAGAACUUAAUGCCUAGUCCAAAAUCUGCUGAAUGAUAUUAAGGCUUCUUUUGGCUUCAGUGAUCUUUGAAUCAUAGAAUCAGAGAAUCAGCUAGGUUGGAAAAGACCUUUUAAGAUCACCAAGUCCAACCAUUACCCAGGACUGCCACCACUAUACCAUAUCACUGAGGGCCUCAUCUACAUUGGUUUUGAACGCUUCAACUUUCCUGGGAAGCCUGUUCCAAUGCCUGAUUACCCAGUCUGUGAAGAAAUUUUUCCUAAUAUCCAGUCUAAACCUCCCCUAGUGCAGCUUGAGACCGUUUUCUCUUGUCCUAUUGCUUGUUACUUGGAAGAAGAGGCUGACCCCCACCUCACUACAACCUCCUUUCAGGUAGCUGUAGAGAAGGAUAAGGUCCUCCCUGAGCCUUUGCUUCUCUAGACUAAACAACCCCAGUUCCUCAGCUGUUCCUUAUCAGGCUUGUGCUCCAGACCCUUCACCAGCUUUGUUGCCCUUCUCUGGCCCCCUCCAUCACCUCAAUGUCUCUCCUGCAGUGAGGGGCCCAGAACUGGCAGAGGAUUCGAGGUGCAGCCUCACCAGUGCCCAGUGCAGGGGGAUGAUCACUGCCCUGACCCUGCUGCCACAUUGUUGCUGAUAGAGGCCAGGAUACUGUUGGCUUCUUAGCUGCCUGGACACAAGCUGGCUCAUGUUCAGCCGGGCGUCAGUCAGCACCCCCAGGUCAUGUAUCAGACCAUGUUUAAGCAGAAAGAUUGAAUGGCAGGCUGUCUUCAUAAAGUCAUAAACUGCAUGUUCCAGUAUUUAAAGGGUGGCUGCAAAGAAGUAGGAGAUUAUCUUUUUACAUGGAGUCACAUGGAAAAGAUGAGGGGUAGCGGGCACAGGUUACUCUUGGGGAGAAAAACAAAUUUUCACAAUGAGAACAAUCAUUGGAAUAACCUCCCCAGGGAAGUGGUGGAUUCCCUGGCAUGGGACACCUUUAAGAGUCAGCCAGACAGGAUGUUGGGACCUUGUCUAGACUGUGCUUUUGCCAGGAAGGGUUGGACCAGAUGAUUCUUGCAGUCCCUUCCAACCUGGUAUUCUAUGAAAUUUGGUGGGAUAAAUUUUGAAGCAAGCUGUAUUGGUCAAGAAAGGCUCUGUUUUUCUUUUCCAGCAUUAUAUGCAGAUAAAUAAUUUUAGCAUGUGUAAAUAUUUGAAAUUGACUAUGACUAUAGUUUCACUGUCAUAUAAGCAUAUGUGCAAUAGCAGGAAUACAUUAUCAAAGAUACAAUACCUGAUUUAAGAUUUUUACAGGUGUAAUGGUUGAAAACCUUGGCACACUAGCAUUUUUGUAACUGUAAGAGAAAUAUAAUGUGAAAAUUGAGUUAAAUGCUGAAACAUUAUGAUUUGCACACAACUCGGGCACGGCUUCAAAUUGUAGAGUAUCCCUUUAAGAGAAGGGAAAUACAUAGCAUGACUAGAUAAUGGUAAACACUUUUAAUGUCCCAGAUACCCUGCUUGCAUCAUGUAUCUGUUUUUAAGGUGCCUGUAUUUUGCAGUAACUUGUUGCAAAAGGAAUAAUGCUUAUUCAUUUGAAUGCCAUUCAAAAAUGCCAAUUAUUAACAGUGUAAAAAAACUUCACAUGAAUUUCAUUGGUGUAGAUAUAUUUUUAAACUGUAGUUAGUUAAAAGAUUUUUCAAAUGUAAUCAUAAGGUAAAAGAUGUGGUCAAAUUCAUUAUAUCUUUGGAAAUCUGCUUUAUUUAAAAUGUUGUAUUAUUGCAGUUUGUCUUAAGUCUUUACCACUUGGGGAUUUUCUUACAUUCUUAUUGCAAACUUAUGUUGAAAACUGAAAGAGAACAUGUUUUUAUUAUAAAUUCUUUAUCAUGCUUAAAAAACAGAUAUCCCUUAAAGCAGCUAGGAAUGAGUUAUUGUGGAAAGAAAAUUUUUAUGAAUGAGGUGUUCUACUGAUUUUUUAAAAUAGUCUUUGUUUCUGAAGUAAUUGUUAAUGGGGAUCUAACUACGUCCUGUGAUUUAGUACAUCAUGUGUUCUAACAGUAGUGGUAUGUGUAAUAUAUUGUUCUGCCUGUUUUAAAACACUUAAUUGUUAUUAUGAAGGAGAAAAAGAUACUCUAUUUGUAUAGAAAUACUUAUAUUAAUAAAUUAGCAGACAUGAAGUAAUCGUCAGUUCCGUUCUUAGGUGAAUACACUGAACAACAGCCAUGUCCACAUGUAUUCAAGGGCAUACAAUUUCCAGAUUACCUGUAAGAGGACACUUUCUUAGUUUUAGUAUUUUUUAUACUGUAAAAGCUUGAUCAAAGUCUUUUGGCGGUAUCAGGGACUUGUAGUUAAGAAAACGAGACUCUUUUUAUUCAGAUUGUUCUUCAACAACUUUUAUGUUAGCACCUAUUUAGUUUAUUUUAGAUCGAUCCUGAAUUCAGCCUUAUAUGAAGGGGAUUGUAUAUAUUCAUGGACAUCCAUCCACAUGAAUGUUCUUAGACUUGAUAUUUCUAUUUUUGAAGCUUAUGUCUCAUUUAAUUGCCCAAAAGUUUAUUUGUAAAAAAAUCUUUGGAUGAAAUAAGGUUCAAGUUCUUUGUUUAACUCUUGAAAAUGUCACUACAAAGGGAUCUAAUUCAGUGCUAAUGGAAAAAUUAUAGAAGGAAUAUUUGUUUUUCUGAGUGCUUGUGAAGUAUCAUUACCUAGCCCCUGCUGACUUCAGAGAAUUGGAUCAAGCCUUCUUGGACCUGGAUUUGUUGGUUUUUUUCCUCCCCUCUCAGAAAUCAGUGGAAUGGCUACAAACAGAAUUUUCAGUGGAAACUUGGUCUGGAUUUUAUGCAUGAAAGCUAACUAGUCCCUGGUGUAAGCCCUCUGUGCAAUUUUCAUUGGGAUACGAUAAUUUAAGGACUUGACUGUAUAAGUUAAUGGCAGUGGCAUUUCAGUUGCUAGCAGAAAGGCUAAGCUUAUUGAGGUGGGAAUCUACUGACCUUUUUUUGAUGUUGCAGUGGAGUAAUGGAGUUAGGAAUGGCUGCUUUGAGCCCUGAAAAUCUCUUGAGAGUUCUCUAGAUUGUGCUUGGAGAUUUCUGGUGUCACGUGCUCCCUGGGUGCUGGGUGUUUAAGUAAGGAGUUGAUAAUUGCUGACCAACAGUUACUCUUGCUCUCAUUAUAUGCAAUUUUUAGGCAAAUUAAAGUGUGUUUUGAAAAUUAAUUAUGAGUUCAUAUGAGUAAAUUUGGAAGACUUCUAGCAAAGAAAUAGAGAGUACAACUAUAAAAAAACACUGUAGAAAUAAGGGAUAUGCCUGCAGAGCAUUUGCUGUUUGCUUGGGCUAGUUUGAAACUAGCUUGGUCACUGCUAGUGCAAAUAACGCAGAACCUGGGGGCUACGUGCAACCUGAUGGGGGCUCUGAGCAACCUGAUCUUGUUGAAAAUGUCCAUGCCCAUGACAGGGGUUGGAACUAGAUAAUCUUUAAAGGUUCCUUCCAACUCAAAUUAUUCUAUGAUUCUGUGAUGAUUCCCAGCCAGACUGUGGCAACUCUUGACAAGUUCUUUGCUACUAUAGCUCUAAUCCUAACAGUAACACAGCUAAAAAAAGUUAAAACUAGCUUUGGUAUGUUUAAGCAUUGAAUAUACUGUAGGCUAACAGUGUUCUUGCAUCACAUUUGAUGUUUCAGAUGAGGUGAUUUAAAAUGUAACUGCCUUGCAAACUGUACUUUUGGGAACUGAAUGUUGGCAUAUUUAUUAUGUCAGUAUAUAGUUGUAUUUAUUUGCAGCUAAGGAAUGUCACGUUACGUAUUUCAUUAGUAUUUCUCUUUCUGAAUUACUGAGCAGUUAGGAUAUACUUCCAUUUCAUCACAAUUUUGCAGUUUCCUCUUCAUUUGUGAACACCAAAACCAAACAAAACACCAAAAAGCCCACUGAAGUUAAGUAGAAGUGUUUGAAUAUUGUCAUGUCAAAGAUUUAAACCAGUGAAAAGAAUCCAUGCAAGUUGUAAUGAACUUUGAAAAGGGGGAGUGAAAACAGUAGCUACUUUAAUACUGGGUCAGUGUUGGAUUUCAUAAAAAGUAUGGAUAGCAAAAAUCUCUAGUCACACUUACUGCUCCUACUGAAUUUGUAGUUCUAGUUUUUAGGCAUUUAAAGAUACACGUAUUCUGAUAUCUGUGUUGGGAAAUGAGUCCUGUGCACUCUGCUUAAGAAGGGUGCCCCCCUUAGCUGUGAAGUGAGUGAGACUUUUUGUGAGGGAAGGUGAAGGAUAUGCAAAUUCUAGUCUGUGCUAAUAGUGACACUUCGGGCAAACUAUAAUAUAUUUUAUUAUUUAGGUAGGAUAGCAUGUUAAGAAACAACCACCUUUAUACUGCUGUAACUUAUACUACUGGAAAAAGCAUGGUAUAUAAUGUACCUUUAUUUUGAAUUGAGCACUUGUAAAAUAGUGAUUAACAGUAUUAAUGGGAAUGGCGGAAACCUGCUAUCUUUUCAGUAUUUAUUCUUGCUAUUUUAAAACAUAACCAUGACAAUUUUUACGUAUGAAGUAUUUAAAAAGUGAUUACUCUGAUUUUCUGUAGUUAUCAUUGUUUAUAUUUUAUUAAAUUCAUCUUGGAAUACUGUAAGUGUUACAGGAAAAAUACAAUAUUUUCUUCAAAUUUUCAUUCUCUAUUGCCGUAAUUACUUGCCAUCUGAGGGGCAUUUACAAUACGAAUAGAGAUCACUUUAUGAAGGAAAACUUUUUGUGGGGCUUCUUAAAGAAAUCAGACCUAUAAUUGCAGACAAAUAUGUGCAUCUUAAUUAUUAACAAAAAUACUACUUAGGGUAUAUAUUGUCUCCGGCUUUUAUUUUUCUUUAAAAUUCAGAAAAUUAUGAAUUUUUUUUUUCAGAGCAAUUUAUUUGUAAAUCUUGUAAACUUUCUGAAACUUUUACAUUCCUCUUUCCUAAUAGGCUCUGCAGGAAUAUGUACUGCUUCAUGGCAGUUCUAGCUGUGCCUCUAAUUAAGUAGUCUAAUCUGAAGCUGAGACACUCCUACACCAUUUGAUUACAUUAGCAGAAACUCAGCAUUGCUAGCGAAAAAGCACCUUGAACUAGAUCCCUUUCUAAUACAUUAAAUGCUGUCAUUGACUAUGUUGAUUAUAUUUGGUAUCUUCUGUUUCAGUCAUAUGGUAUGCCCAAUCAGGUUUAUUCUUUGGUCUAUUAAAAUGUACUGGAAUGUAUUCCUCAGCUUGCUUUUGUGUGAGUAUGUGUGUUUUAGUUGUAAUUGGCAGGCAAUAAUAAUAUGGAACUUCAGUUAUUUCUUAAGGAUAAUGUUAUAUUUGACAUAUUCCUGUGAAUUAUGAGAGUUUCAGAGUGACAGCUUAACUACCACUGUAGAAAUUAAGUAUUUUCUGUAGAAAUACUUUAUAUUUCUAUAGCAGUGUCUGGAAGAUAAGGGAGUUCCUUUGUAAGUAUAGGUAAGGUGAUAGAAGAUACUCAUUCUCCAGUGUGUAUUAAGAUAGGCUGUAGGAGUGCUGCUUAUGGGUAGACUAUCUUCAUUUGCCUUAUGAUACAAGUAUGUAUGCAUAACACCUUGUUUUGAAAUUCACCGAGUUAUAAAUUUUUUCUCUGUAGUCUUCUAAAUUAUUGUUGUACUGGAUACAUUUUUGAAAUGUGUGUUAAAAUAUAUAGUCAAAGAGUUAAGUUGGCAUGAAAUAAAUAAUUUCUGCAAUACAUUU